Messenger RNA from Eurytemora carolleeae, 1225 nucleotides. RefSeq names its product serine/arginine-rich splicing factor 4. Gene Ontology annotation, molecular function: mRNA binding. Gene Ontology annotation, biological process: alternative mRNA splicing, via spliceosome; mRNA splice site recognition. The record is from RefSeq and is a predicted model, not a curated record. NCBI's taxonomy places the organism in Eukaryota, Metazoa, Arthropoda, Copepoda, Calanoida, Temoridae. The transcript has 4 exons. Gene Ontology annotation, cellular component: cytoplasm; ribonucleoprotein complex; nucleus. The coding region runs from base 1 to 615 and encodes 204 amino acids.
AUGAAUAUGUACUGUAGGGAUGCUGAUGAUGCUGUGUAUGAUCUACAUGGAAAGGAUCUACUAGGGUACAAGGUUACUGUGGAGCACGCCAAGGGUGUAAAGCGAAGUGGAGAGGGUAGAGGAAGAGCCCCCUGGACUGGAAAAUAUGGACCACCACAGCGUACAAAAUAUAGGCUCCGAGUAGAGAACCUGAGCUCCCGUGUGUCCUGGCAGGACCUCAAGGACGUGUUCCGGAGAGGAGGCGAGGUCACAUUCGCCGAGGCUCACACGACUCGAAGGAACGAAGGAUUGGUCGAGUUCGAAACGUCAGACGACCUGGAGCGUGUGUACAGGAAGUACCAGGGGGAGGAGAUCAACGGCCGUAGGAUCGAGCUCAUCAAGGAAUACUCGCGAUCAUCACGUUCAAGGUCGCGUUCCAGAAGUCGAUCAAGAUCCUCUCGGUCUAGAUCUCGAUCAAGGCGAUCAAGAUCCAACUCGAGGAAAUCAAGAUCCCGCUCCAGGUCCGGAGGAUCGAGGUCGAAGGCCAAGAAAUCGAGGUCAAAGUCGAGAUCUAAGUCCAACCGGUCAAAGUCCAAGUCUAGGGAAUCCAGGUCUCGCUCCAGGUCUAAGGACUAGGAUAAAUCCCGGAUCCUGGAAUCCCAAGUUUACAUUUUUAACAUCGUUAUAACAGAUUCAGAUAAUGAGUUCAUUUUGAGUUCAUACAACUUGUUUUCAAGGACUGAUGCAAGCUACAAAGUUGUAAUUGUAAAAUUAGUAAUCUGAAUGGGUUGGUGUAAGAGAUUCAAAAACAAAAAGUUUUUUUUGGGGAUUGAAUAUAUUUUGUUUGAAAGAAAUUAAUUUUUGUUUUGAAAUAAUUGACUCUGUAAGUUACUGUCAACAUAUUGUUUUUACUUUGUACUUAACUAUACUAUAUAAUGUGUUCCAUGCCCCAACCUACUACUUUCUCUUUGCCCCUUGAUGAAAACGACGUUGCUUGGUUUUCAUGUUUUUGGAGGAACUAAAAAUUAAAAGUGGAGUUUUUUUUUCAAUUCUAAACAUUAUUUUACUAAUUUAAGUUCCUUUAACACUUUAAUUUUUUCUGUUCUGAGUACACUUUACGUUUACAACUUUUCAAUUAUGUACAGAUUUAAAUUCGUACAUAAUAUUAUAACAUUAUUGUAUCUGUAUACUUAAGGCAUUUAGUUUUUUUGUUUUCAAACAAUCGCUACCAUCAUUUGGUUUCAGA